AUGCGGUCCACUCUCUUCGCUCUUGCUGCCUCUCUCGGCUCCGCUUCUGCACAUUACACCUUUCCUUCGCUCCUCUAUGGAGGUGCGACCACGACUGCGUGGCUCAAUGUCCGCCAAACGGAUAACUACCAAAGCAAUGGUCCAGUGACAGACGUAACAUCUGCCGCAUUCCGCUGCUACGACACCACAACGGGUGCGACGGCGACAACUUUGAAUGUCGCGGCUGGUCAAAGCAUAGGUUUCGUCGUUGGGGACGGCAACACAAUCUAUCACCCAGGCGUCGUGAACAUCUACAUGGCCCAGGUACCUUCUGGCUCCGAUGCGACUACGUGGGCUGGCGACGGCGCUGUCUGGUUCAAGGUCCACGAAGUACCGCCCAUCACUGAUGGCGGGAGCAGUAUCAGUUUCCCGGCGCAGAACGUGCCCAGCGUAUCCUUCACGCUGCCGAAGGCGCUUCCGAGCGGAAACUACCUGAUCCGCAUGGAAGCCAUUGCCCUCCACUCUGCAAGCACAUUCGGUGGCGCGCAGUUCUAUAUUUCAUGUGGCCAGAUCAAUGUCAGUGGCGGUGGUUCCGGUUCGCCAAGCCCGAAGGUCGCCAUCCCUGGUGUAUAUACAGGAAACGAGCCCGGAAUCCUGCUCAACAUCUAUUACCCCGUGCCAGCUAACUACACGAUGCCGGGCCCUGCGGUCUGGUCAGGCUAA
Molecule: messenger RNA, 702 nt
Organism: Peniophora sp. CBMAI 1063
Lineage: Eukaryota; Fungi; Basidiomycota; Agaricomycetes; Russulales; Peniophoraceae
Source: the annotation of a GenBank genome assembly